Molecule: messenger RNA, 1772 nt
Organism: Pyrus x bretschneideri (Chinese white pear)
Lineage: Eukaryota; Viridiplantae; Streptophyta; Magnoliopsida; Rosales; Rosaceae
Product: (R)-mandelonitrile beta-glucosyltransferase-like
Exons: 3
Coding region: 179-1630 (483 amino acids)
Molecular function (GO): UDP-glycosyltransferase activity
Source: RefSeq, a predicted model, not a curated record
AACGCAGUUAAUAGGAGAAUCUCAUAGGGAGAGGAAGACUCCCAUGGAGAAGAGAAAAAAGCGGCAACCCUGAAUUUAUUUUAAUACUAAGGAUAUAGAACUGGUACCGUAAAGACCUCUUCCCAAGCAUAUUCAUUUUCCUUAGCUUUGUCCUAAUUGAUUUUUGCAAAGAAAAAAAAUGGGUUCAAAAGGUAUGAUAGAGAAGCCACAUGCAGUUUUCAUACCGUACCCAGCUCAGGGUCACAUAAUCCCUAUGCUGCAAUUAGCCAAGCUCCUCAACUACAAAGGCUUUCACACAACCUUUGUGAACACAGAGUUCAACCACAGACGCCUUCUAAAAGCCCGAGGUCCCAACUCUCUUGAUGGCCUCCCCUCCUUUAGGUUCGAAACCAUUCCUGAUGGCCUCCCUACAACUGAUGUCAAUGCCACUCAAGACAUAACAGCUCUAUGCUUUUCCACUAAGAAAAAUUGCUUAGCACCUUUCAAAGACCUUUUGUCCAAGCUCAAUUCCUUGCCCAGUUCCCCUCCAGUUACCUGCAUAGUUUCUGAUGGUGGCAUGACCUUCACGCUCGAAGCAGCCCAAGAAUUGGGCAUUCCAGUUGUUAUUUUUGCAACAGCAAGUGCUUGCAGUUUGAUGGGCUACCUUCAGUUGAGCCCUCUCAUCGAAAAGGGCUUAAUACCCCUUAAAGAUGCAAGCUACUUGACGAAUGGGUAUUUGGACACGGUUAUAGAUUGGAUACCGGGCAUGAGAGGUAUCCGACUGAGGGACAUCCCAACCUUCUUUAGAACCACAGACCCAAAUGACAUCAUGUUGGAAUUUCUUAGGGUUGAAAUAGGACGAUAUCAUAGAGCUUCUGCUUUCAUUUUGAACACGUUUUAUGCCCUUGAGCAUGAAGUGUUAGAUGCACUUUCCACUUUGCUACCACCUAUAUACUCCGUCGGACCCCUACAUCUACAGCUUAAUCAGAUCCCAGCAGAGAACGAGUUGAAGUCGAUUGGAUCAAACCUAUGGACAGAAGAACCAGAGUGUCUUGAAUGGCUCGACUCCAAAGAACCCAAUUCCGUGGUUUAUGUCAAUUUCGGAAGCAUCACAGUCAUGACAGAGGAGCAGCUCACUGAGUUUGCUUGGGGACUUGCAAACAGCAAUCAAACAUUCCUUUGGGUAAUUAGGCCUGACCUUGUUGGUGGGGAAUCAGCUGUCGUUCCGUCAGAGUUUUCGGAAGAGACCAAAGAAAGAAGUCUAGUGGCAAGUUGGUGCCUUCAACAAGAAGUUCUGAGUCACCCAGCUAUCGGAGGGUUCUUGACCCACAGCGGAUGGAACUCUACUCUUGAAAGCGUGUGUGGUGGAGUGCCUAUGAUCUGUUGGCCCGUCUUUGCAGAUCAACAAAUGAAUUGUAGGUUCAGUUGCAAAGAGUGGGGCAUAGGCAUGGAGAUAGAGGGCGAUGUGAAAAGAGAUUACAUAGAAGGACUUGUGAGAAAGUUAAUGGAGGGAGAGGAAGGCAAAGAGAUGCGGAAGAAAGCCCAGGAAUGGAAAAAGUUGGCAACGGAGGCCACCACUAGUCCUAAUGGCAUGUCUUUUGUUGAUUUGGACAGAAUCGCUAGCCAGGUCCUUCAAUCUCCAGUAAAUUAGAAUUGCUUAAAGUUCUGUCUAGUUAUUGCUUUGUAUUUGGGCUUAGCUUGAUAUCAAAUUACUGGUUAGUUGCUUAAUAACAUGUGGAGCCCGAUGCCAUGUUAUCAAUUAGAUGAUUUGUUAAGCUGAGAACUUUAGCCUA